UGGGGCCGCCCGCUCCGCAGGCGCCAGCGGACCUUCGAGCAGCGCGGAGCGCCUGUCGCGUCCCGUGUGUCCUGCCCAGCCGUGCCAGAGGAGGGUCCAGAGCGGAUUCCUUGUGUCCUGCCCAGCUGUGCCAGGUAAAAGGACACAGAAGAGAAGAUGGACUGGGGCACUCUGCAGAGUGUUUUGGGAGGUGUAAAUAAGCACUCCACCAGUAUCGGGAAGAUAUGGCUCACAGUCCUCUUCAUCUUCCGUAUCAUGAUCCUGGUUGUGGCUGCAGAGAGAGUCUGGGGAGAUGAACAACAAGAUUUUGUCUGCAACACGCUUCAGCCUGGCUGCAGGAAUGUUUGCUAUGAUCACUUUUUCCCCAUCUCUCACAUCAGACUCUGGGCCCUGCAGCUGAUCUUUGUCUCCACACCUGCGCUGCUGGUGGCCAUGCACGUGGCUUACACCAGGCACGAGAAGAAAAGGCGGUUCAGAAAUGGUGAGAAAAUUGAUAUUGAAGAGCUGAAAAAUCAAAGGAUUCACAUUCGGGGCCCCUUGUGGUGGACAUACACCAGCAGCAUCUUCUUCAGGAUCAUCUUUGAGGCCGUCUUCAUGUACGUGUUCUAUUACAUGUACGAUGGCUACCAGAUGCCCCGCCUGGUGAAGUGUGACGCUUGGCCCUGCCCCAACACUGUGGAUUGUUUCGUGUCUCGGCCCACUGAGAAAACCACAUUUACUAUUUUCAUGCUUGCUGUAUCUGGGAUCUGCAUGAUGUUGAAUCUGGCUGAGUUGUGCUACCUAGUGAUAAAAAUUUGCAUGAAAGAAUCCGGGAAACCAGCAGUUUUGAAAUAAGUCC
Molecule: messenger RNA, 838 nt
Organism: Pyrgilauda ruficollis (rufous-necked snowfinch)
Lineage: Eukaryota; Metazoa; Chordata; Aves; Passeriformes; Passeridae
Product: gap junction beta-2 protein-like
Exons: 2
Coding region: 157-834 (225 amino acids)
Biological process (GO): cell communication
Cellular component (GO): connexin complex
Source: RefSeq, a predicted model, not a curated record